This is a messenger RNA of Cryptotermes secundus, 2243 nucleotides long. RefSeq names its product PDZ and LIM domain protein 3 (gene Zasp66). The transcript has 12 exons. Gene Ontology annotation, biological process: muscle structure development; actin cytoskeleton organization. Gene Ontology annotation, cellular component: adherens junction; stress fiber; filamentous actin. Bases 267 to 1502 code for a protein of 411 amino acids. The record is from RefSeq and is a predicted model, not a curated record. NCBI's taxonomy places the organism in Eukaryota, Metazoa, Arthropoda, Insecta, Blattodea, Kalotermitidae. Gene Ontology annotation, molecular function: actin binding; muscle alpha-actinin binding.
GGCAGCAAAACGCGGUUAUAUUUAGCAGCUCGGCCAUAAGCCCUUAUGGGCUACACAAAGCAGCGAAGGCAACAAGAAAAUCUUUUUCGGAGAAGCUGUCUAGUAGUUACCGUAGACUUGUAGACUGCAGUACCAUGGUGAUCACAUGUGAACAUUUCCAAAUUUUUGUGUUUGCGUCAUUGCAUGUGUGAUGACAUCGUGACAAGGAUAAUAAUUUCUGUGACUUGUGACAAAUACACGCGAGAGGCAUUGGUACUGGCCCCAAGAUGAGCGCUGCUGGAGGGGGCGGAAAGCCCCAUAUUUUUAGUGUAACCCUCCGCCGGACGUCACCCAACGUCCCGUGGGGGAUCAGAAUUGUGGGGGGCUCGGACACCGGCUCGUGCCUCAUCAUCACCAGGGCACAAGAAGGUGGAGAAGUGCGUCGAGGCGACAUCAUCAAGAAGAUUGCUGAUUACGACGCCCGAGACCUGAGACACGAAGACGCGCAGAACUUGUUCAGAAAUGCUGGAAACACAGUCUCCCUCGUUGUACAGAGGGACGCUACCGCUGCUGGUGUCAGACCGGGCGCCACGCCCCCGGUGGCGGGCGGCGUCCCAACACCCUUCGCGGCUGCACUUCCUUCCUCGGCCACCUCGCCCAAGCCUUACGUGAACUCAGCAACACCCACCCUGGGGUCUCCGAGCCCCGUGUCCAAGCCGGUGAACAGGGCGCCGUCCCCAAUUGUGUUCCCGCCCCCGCUGCCGGUCUCUCAGGAUUUCAACUUCCAGCCGACAGCAAAGGCUCACGUACAGUUCCGCCCUGCUGAGCCCGGAGUGUUUGACGAGCAUGACGAGGAGUUGAGCGCCAUCGCAAACCAGCCAUACCGCACAACGCCCCUAGUUCUUCCAGGUGCUAAGGUCAAGAAAGAUGCUGUAACUACGACGUCAUACCUACGCCAUCAUCCCAAUCCGAAGUUCAGAGCACCUCCGUCUCAUUAUGACACAUCAGCUGAAGUGCUUAUGAAACAAAAGGUUGCAGACACUGUACUUCAGCGAGUUGCAGGUGAAGAGGCAGUGACUGGGAAGAAGGUGGUGCAUAAACAGUUCAAUUCGCCAAUUGGUUUAUAUUCUGAUCACAACAUUGCUGAGACAAUUCAUUCACAAACAGGGAUUACACCGAACAAUGCAGGAGUAGGAACUUCAACGCUGAAUCGACGAAAUCAAAGCAAAGUGAGCUUGAGGAAGACACUUAGCUAUGACCCUGCCAAGUCAGAGACGUUCAAAGCACUUCAAGAAGCAGAACUGGGAGACUCAAUCCAAGAGGUGACAGCUCCUGCUCAAACUCGAGUAUUCUCACCAAGUGCACAGCUCAAGAGAGCACCUGGUCCCCAGCCAUACCAACAUAAGGCCGCAUCUGGACCUGCUUAUACUGUAAAUUCAAUCGGUAAUUCUGAUGAAUAUAUUCACCAAAGUGGAAGUUUCAAACGCUUAAUGAACCAAGUUCUGGGUGAGUCUGAAUACUAAAGGAAACACAACAAGAUCAAUUGCUGCGUCCAUUAAAUGUAAUUACACACAAACUCUCUGGUAAAGUGUCAUUAGAUGAAUUUUAAAUGUGCUGUUCCAAUGUGAAAAUGUCUCUGUCUGCAAUUUCUUCAAACCAAUGUGUUCAGAAUAUAAAUGAAAUUAUUUUUAUUUUGUCUGCAGUAGGUUAGAUACAUAAUCAUUGUCAUUUCUCUGAUUUAUUUACAGCUAUUUUUAAGUUCUCAUUUUGUUCACACACUGCUAUUGUUUCUUCCUCAUUUAUUACCUGAAUUAAGGAGUGAAGAAUCAUGUAGAUAUAACAAUUCAUGUUAUUUCUGUAAUGAAGAAUUCACUGAGUGUAAUAUCUAGUCAGUAAAAGCUUUUCAAGCAAAUGAUAAAUAUAUUCACUGUGUAUGCCGAAAAUUAAAACUUGUCAGGAAAAAGUGCAUAAAUGUGUUUCACUUAUUGUAAAUGCUUUGUAACUAAGAAGUGUUUGAAUGUGCUUUGUUUCUUACACAGAAAAGUGCAAAAACUGUAUUUAUAUUAACCACCUUCAUCUGUAUGAAUGAUUUAUUUUCAGUUGUAAAAUAGCUGUUUUGAAUUGAACUUGUGCUAAGCAGAGCAAACUGUAAAAAGGGUUUUAGAAAGGAAUGUUACUUUGCUUUUCCAAAUUUCAGCAAUGUAAAAUUACCUUCUAUAGCAAAUAACCACUUCUUUCCACUAAUAAAGAUAUAUUUUUGUUUU